GCAACACGGAAAUACAGCUCGUUGAAAGUCCACUUUGGGUGUCAGUCGAACAGAGCCGCAGCAAAUUACCGCUUCAGACGAUGUAUUCGCCCGCGUUUUCGGCAUACAACUCUGUCGUGGAGACCAUGGCUUCUCUUGACUUGAGUGUUCUUGUGCUUUUUAUUUUAGCUUUCUUUGUAAUUGCUGAUAUUUGUAAGAACGCAAACCCGCGCAACUACCCGCCCGGGCCGGUGGCGCUUCCUUUCGUUGGGAACCUGUUUAGUCUCGACUUCAGCAGGCCGCAUAGUUACCUGACCAAGCUGUCGGAGGUGUAUGGGGACGUGUUCAGUUUCAGAAUCGGCAGAGACAAAACAGUUUAUGUGAAUGGCUUUAGGAUGGUCAAGGAAGCUCUUGUGGCCCAGGGGGAGAACUUUGUCGAUCGGCCAGCCAGUCCUAUGGUUCACAAAAUCUACAAAGGGAACAAUGGCAUCUUCUUCAGCAAUGGUCAAAUGUGGAAACAACAGCGGCGUUUUGCCUUGACCACCCUCCGCAACUUGGGUUUGGGGAAAAGCACUUUAGAGAAGGCCAUCGUUCAGGAAAGUAGCUACCUUCAGGAGGAGAUAGGGAAAGAGAGAGGUGAGCCCUUUGACCCUGCUGUGAUUCUGAACAACGCUGUGUCCAACAUCAUCUGCCAGCUGGUGUUUGGUAGGCGGUUUGUCUACACUGACCAGAGUUUCCAAACGCUGCUGCAAGCCCUGUCUGAGGCAAUGAAGCUAGAAGGCUCGAUGUGGGCUCAGCUCUAUGAGGCAUUUCCUGCCGUGAUGAAACAUCUCCCAGGGCCUCACAAUGUUCUGUUCCGCCACUACCAAGCCUUUGAGGCCUUCAUCAGAGCAGAGGUGGAGAAGCACAAGCAAAACCUAGACCAUGGAUCUCCUGGAGACUACAUCAAUGCCUUCCUAAUAGAGAUGGAAAAUCACAAAUACGACCCUGUUUUAGGGUUUGACGAGCUCAAUAUGGUGAUGUGCUCUCUGGACCUGUUCUUGGCUGGGACAGAGACAACCUCGACCAGCCUGCACUGGGGCCUGCUUUACAUGAUCAUACACACCGACAUCCAGGAGAAGGUCCAGGCUGAGAUAGAUGAUGUGAUUGGACACGGCCGUCAGCCCAGUAUGGCCGACAGACCAAAUAUGCCCUACACUGAUGCUGUUAUCCAUGAGAUCCAGCGGAUGGGCAACAUCGUCCCUCUCAAUCCUCCUAGGAUGGCCAACAAAGAUACAACACUUGGAGGAUUCCUCAUACCAAAGGGCACCACUUUGAUGGCAAACCUUAAUUCCGUGCUUUUUGAUAUCACCGAGUGGGAAACCCCAUACACAUUUAACCCCGCACACUUCCUUGAUAGGGAUGGCAAGUUUGUGAGGCGUGAGGCAUUCAUGCCCUUUUCUGCAGGUAAGCGUUUGUGCCCGGGGGAGGGUUUAGCCAGGAUGGAGUUGUUUCUCUUUUUUGUCAGCUUACUCCAGAAGUUCAGUUUCUCUUCAUCGGAAGGACCAGAACUUGAUCUGGAUGGCCAGUAUGGUGUCACACGCAUGCCACACCCAUUCAAGAUUCAUGCCAGACCAAGGUAGCAUGGCAUCUCUCCCAACUUUCUCCAUGACGGAGCUGUGUUAUAAUGUAAUUGCUCUACCACAAUAAACAGUUGGGCCCUGAA
Messenger RNA from Lampris incognitus (smalleye Pacific opah), 1684 nucleotides. RefSeq names its product cytochrome P450 2J2-like. The transcript has 9 exons. The coding region runs from base 81 to 1601 and encodes 506 amino acids. The record is from RefSeq and is a predicted model, not a curated record. Lineage: Eukaryota; Metazoa; Chordata; Actinopteri; Lampriformes; Lampridae. Gene Ontology annotation, cellular component: cytoplasm; intracellular membrane-bounded organelle. Gene Ontology annotation, molecular function: iron ion binding; oxidoreductase activity, acting on paired donors, with incorporation or reduction of molecular oxygen, reduced flavin or flavoprotein as one donor, and incorporation of one atom of oxygen; heme binding. Gene Ontology annotation, biological process: xenobiotic metabolic process.